Molecule: messenger RNA, 848 nt
Organism: Strongylus vulgaris
Lineage: Eukaryota; Metazoa; Nematoda; Chromadorea; Rhabditida; Strongylidae
Source: the annotation of a GenBank genome assembly
AUGUUAAAUGGACCCACUAGACCACUAGACCGGCUUCUAAUUUUCAAAAUGAUCGUACUCCACUUAUUCCUUCUAUCACUCUUUGCUACAAGAUUGUUCGCUCUAGACAAUGGACUAGCAAGAACCCCUCCGAUGGGUUGGAUGUCGUGGGCGACAUUCUUCUGUCAAGUUGAUUGCGAAAAAUACCCAAACGACUGCAUAAAUGAAAAGCUCUAUCAAGAAAUGGCUGAUAAACUUGUGAGUGAUGGCUUUCGGGAUGCCGGCUAUAAUCGAGUGCACAUUGAUGACUGUUGGAUGGAACUUUCUAGAGAUAAGCACGGAAAGCUUGUUGCGGAUAGAGAACGUUUCCCAAGCGGCAUGAAAAAUUUAGCCAAAUAUAUGCACGACAGAAAAUUAGAGCUUGGAAUUUACGAGGAUUUUGGAACAAAGACUUGUGCUGGAUAUCCAGGAAGCAUAGAUCAUAUUAAGGACGACGCUGAUACAUUUGCUUCUUGGGACAUCGACUACUUGAAAUUUGAUGGAUGCUACGUAGACACCGAUCUGAUGCCAACUGGAUACCCUAAAAUGGAGCAAGCGCUAAAUCGAACUGGUCGACCUAUCGUUUAUGCUUGUGGCUGGCCGCUGUUCUUCCACUUAGCUCACAAAGAGCAUAAGGUAAACUACAAUGAUGUGCGAAAAGCCUGCAACUCAUGGCGAAUCUUUGAUGACGUUGAAGGAUCAUGGAAAUCGAUCGUCAGUAUCAUUGAUUAUGUCGAAAGGUAUCAGGAUGUAUUGGCAGCAGCACAGAAACCUGGAGGAUGGAACGAUCCAGACAUGGUGGGGCUAAAUUCUGGAUUUCAUUUAUAAGA